Molecule: messenger RNA, 933 nt
Organism: Charadrius vociferus (killdeer)
Lineage: Eukaryota; Metazoa; Chordata; Aves; Charadriiformes; Charadriidae
Product: olfactory receptor 14C36
Exons: 1
Coding region: 1-933 (310 amino acids)
Biological process (GO): G protein-coupled receptor signaling pathway
Cellular component (GO): membrane
Molecular function (GO): G protein-coupled receptor activity; olfactory receptor activity
Source: RefSeq, a predicted model, not a curated record
AUGUCCAACGGCAGCUCCAUCACCCAGUUCCUCCUCCUGGCAUUUGCAGACACGCGGGAGAUGCAGCUGUUGCACUUCUGGCUUUUCCUGGGCAUCUACCUGGCUGCCCUCCUGGGCAACAGCCUCAUCAUCACAGCUGUAGCCUGUGAUGACCACCUUCAUACUCCCAUGUACUUCUUCCUCCUCAACCUCUCCCUCCUUGAUCUGGGCUCCAUCUCCACCAUUGUCCCCAAAUCCAUGGCUAAUUCCCUCUGGGAAACAAGGACCAUCUCUUACUCAGGAUGUGCUGUCCAGGUCUUUUGCUUUCUCUUCUUGAUUGUAGGGGAGUAUUGUCUUCUCACUGUCAUGGCCUACGACCGCUAUGUUGCCAUCUGCAAACCACUGCACUAUGGGACCAUCCUGGGCAGCAGAGCUUGUGCCAAAAUGGCAGCAGCUGCCUGGGGCAGUGGGUUUCUCAAUGCUGUGCUUCACACUGCCAAUACGUUUUCACUACCGCUCUGCCAAGGCAAUGCUGUGGCCCAGUUCUUCUGUGAAAUCCCCCUGAUCCUCAAACUCUCCUGCUCAGACUCCUACCUCAGGGAAGUUGGGCUUCUUGUGGUUAGUCUUUCUGUAGCUUUAGGGUGUUUUGUUUUCAUCGUGCUGUCGUAUGUGCAGAUCUUCAGGGCUGUGCUGCGGAUCCCCUCUGAGCAGGGACGGCACAAAGCCUUUUCCACGUGCCUCCCUCAUCUGGCCAUCAUCUCCCUGUUUGCUAGCACUGCCAUGAUUGCCUACCUUAAGCCCUCUUCCAUCUCCUCCCCAUCCCUGGAUCUGGUGGUGACAGUCCUGUACUCAGUGGUGCCUCCAGCAAUGAACCCCCUCAUCUACAGCAUGAGGAACCAGGAGCUCAAAGAUGCACUGAAGAAGCUGAUUCAAUCAGUUAUCUUUCAGCAGUGA